AUGUCUCUGAGCGGUGCCUUCAGGGCUGUGGGCAAUGACCCUGGGAUCAUCACCUGGAGAAUUGAGAAAAUGGAGCUGGUGCUGGUGCCUCUGAGUGCUCACGGCAGCUUCUAUGAGGGGGACUGCUACAUCAUCCUCUCGACCCGGAAGGUGGGCAGCCUCCUCUCCCAGGACAUUCACUUUUGGAUCGGGAAGGACUCCUCCCAGGACGAGCAGAGUUGUGCAGCCAUCUACACCACGCAGCUGGAUGACUACCUGGGAGGCGGCCCCGUGCAGCACCGGGAGGUCCAGUACCACGAGUCCGACACCUUCCGCGGCUACUUCAAGCAGGGCAUCAUUUAUAAAAAGGGGGGAGUGGCCUCUGGGAUGAAGCAUGUGGAGACCAAUGCCUAUGACGUGAAGCGGCUGCUACACGUAAAGGGGAAAAGAAACAUCAGGGCCACUGAGGUGGAAAUGAGCUGGGACAGUUUUAACCGAGGUGACGUCUUCUUGCUGGACCUGGGGCUGGUCAUCAUCCAGUGGAACGGCCCGGAGAGCAACAGCGGGGAGCGACUCAAGGCUAUGCUUCUGGCAAAGGACAUUCGGGACAGGGAGCGGGGAGGCCGCGCUGAGAUCGGAGUGAUUGAGGGAGACAAGGAGGCAGCCAGCCCAGAGCUGAUGACGGUCCUUCAGGACGCCCUUGGCCGACGCUCCACCAUCCAGCCUGCAGUUCCUGAUGAGAUCAUGGAUCAGCAGCAGAAAUCAAAUAUCAUGUUGUAUCAGGUCUCGGAUGCAGCUGGGCAGCUAGCGAUCACAGAGGUGGCCACAAGGCCCCUGGUCCAGGACCUACUGAGCCAUGAUGACUGCUACAUUCUGGACCAAAGUGGAGCCAAGAUCUACGUGUGGAAAGGCAAAGGAGCCACAAAGGUGGAGAAACAGGCAGCCAUGUCCAAAGCCCUGGACUUCAUCAAGAUGAAGGGUUACCCCAGCAGCACCAACGUGGAGACCGUCAACGAUGGUGCCGAGUCAGCCAUGUUCAAACAGCUGUUCCAGAAAUGGUCAGUGAAGAACCAGACCACAGGCUUGGGGAAAAUAUUCAACAUUGGUAAAAUCGCUAAAGUUUUCCAGGACAAGUUUGAUGUGACUCUCCUACACACCAAGCCCGAAGUGGCGGCCCAGGAGAGGAUGGUGGAUGACGGCAGUGGGAAAAUGGAGGUCUGGAGAAUUGAGAACCUGGAGCUGGUCCCCGUGGAACAGCAGUGGUAUGGCUUCUUCUACGGGGGAGACUGCUAUCUGGUUUUCUACACGUAUGAGGUGAACGGGAAGCCCCAUUACAUCCUGUACAUCUGGCAGGGCCGCCAUGCCUCCCAGGAUGAGCUGGCAGCCUCGGCUUACCAGGCGGUGGAGGUGUCCCGGCAGUUUGACGGGGCCCCAGUGCAGGUUCGGGUGAGCAUGGGGAAGGAGCCACGCCACUUCAUGGCCAUCUUCAGAGGAAAGCUGGUUAUCUAUGAGGGCGGGACUUCCAGGAAGGGAAAUGCAGAGCCUGACCCUCCGGUAAGACUCUUCCAGAUCCAAGGAAACGACAAAUCCAAUACCAAAGCAGUGGAGGUCUCGGCCUUCGCUUCCUCGCUAAACUCCAACGACGUCUUUCUGCUGCGAACUCAGACAGAACACUACCUGUGGUAUGGCAAGGGGUCUAGUGGGGACGAGCGGGCAAUGGCUAAGGAGCUGGUCGAGCUUCUCUGCGACGGCAACGCAGACGCUGUGGCUGAGGGCCAGGAGCCACCUGAGUUCUGGGACCUUCUGGGAGGAAAAGCACCCUAUGCUAAUGACAAGAGGCUGCAGCAAGAAAUUCUGGACGUCCAGGUCCGGCUCUUCGAAUGUUCCAAUAAGACUGGCCGGUUCCUUGUUACUGAGGUCACAGACUUCACCCAGGAUGACCUGAACCCAGGUGACGUGAUGCUCCUGGAUACCUGGGACCAGGUGUUCCUGUGGAUAGGAGUCGAGGCCAACGCCACGGAGGAGGGGGCCCUCUCAACUGCCCAGGAGUACCUGGUAACUCACCCCAGUGGCCGAGACCCCGACACACCGAUCCUGAUCAUCAAGCAGGGAUUUGAGCCUCCUACCUUCACAGGCUGGUUCCUGGCAUGGGACCCUCACAUUUGGAGCGCAGGAAAAUCAUACGAGCAGUUAAAGGAGGAGCUGGGAGACGCUGCUGCGAUCGUGCGAAUCACCGCUGACAUGAAAAAUGCAACCCUCUCCCUGAAUUCUAAUGAAAGUGGGCCAAAGUAUUACCCUAUAGAAGUUCUACUGAAAAGUCAGAACCAGGAGCUGCCUGAGGAUGUGAACCCUGCCAAAAAGGAGAAUUACCUCUCGGAACAAGACUUUGUGUCCGUAUUUGGCAUCACAAGAGGGCAAUUUACCGCUCUGCCUGGCUGGAAGCAGCUCCAGCUGAAGAAAGAAAGGGGGCUUUUCUAAAGCCAGGCAUGUCUGCUGUCCGACCACAGGAGAGAGCAAGCACACGGUGCCAACAUCA
Messenger RNA from Peromyscus eremicus (cactus mouse), 2515 nucleotides. It is a transcript of the gene Avil, whose product is annotated as advillin. Gene Ontology annotation, biological process: barbed-end actin filament capping; actin polymerization or depolymerization; cytoskeleton organization. Gene Ontology annotation, molecular function: phosphatidylinositol-4,5-bisphosphate binding; actin filament binding. The transcript has 19 exons. The record is from RefSeq and is a predicted model, not a curated record. Gene Ontology annotation, cellular component: cytoplasm; actin cytoskeleton. NCBI's taxonomy places the organism in Eukaryota, Metazoa, Chordata, Mammalia, Rodentia, Cricetidae. Bases 1 to 2457 code for a protein of 818 amino acids.